AGAUAGUAAAACAGGAAGGACAGCGAUGCGAGAUUUUGCUGAACCGAAUGAACCUUUUCAAUUUUUAUCACUGGACUUUGUUUGACACGGACAAAUUAGAAGAGGAAUGGCGUGUGACAAAACGAGAAGUAUCGGUUCAUCGCCAGCACGACGAGGACCUCAGAGCGGACCUUUUGGAGCACGUUCUUGAAACAGCGUAAGUGGUUGUGCUCGAAAGUGCCUUUCAAAAUUGGAAUUCUCGAAUGCUAGUGGUACUUGUGAGACUUGCUCAAGAGUUGCUCACAUCGGACCAUCUUAAUGUCAUCAGCUGCCGAAAGUUGCCUCACUGUUUGUUUUUACCUUGCAAAUUGUUGCUCUGCGAAAUAAACUCACUCGGAGAAUAGCGACUCGGUUGCAACACGAGGAAGAGCGCAAGGGCAGGCGGCGAUUGAGUAUCUCGGAAAACGCCCCGCUGUGAAGAGCAACCAGAGUCUUGUGGGAAGCGUGACAACCGUCUCGAGGUUCGAAGAAACCCGAAAGGAUCUUGUCGAAAAGCUGUCGAAUUCCAUAGACGAAAUCUUAAAGCCUGGAAGAGUAGAGGAGAUCGACUCGACCAGACUUUUCGCCUCGUUGAAACAGAUUGCAUUUGUUUCGUCUUCUCUCCAUACAUGUGCCAUUGGUUCGGGUAUUUUGUUGGCACUGGAAGCGAUCGAUCCUGUUACGGGGUGGAUAGCUUUGUCUUCCUCACUCAUUGGAGGAGGUACAUCUUUCGCGCUGGGCACGGCCAAGAUCCGGCAGCGCUACAACGAUCAGUGGAUCCAACGAGCCCAGCAUCUAGAGAAGGCUCUGGAUGCCAUCACCACUAAGGAAGUGGAUCGCGUCAAUUGGAAGAUUUUGGAUGGGGUGGCUCCCUAUACGCGUUUCGUCAAGACAGAACGGGAGCGAAUCAAUUAUUUGAAAGAGCGAUGCGAACGGAUGACCUCUGCAACAAGAAACCUCCGCAACCGAAUCCAAAGAUUGCGAUGAGCGGGUCGAUGCUAAUAUUAGUAAUGAAAACAGCGUUUCUCAAAAAUUUUACGUUGAAAGAAUAUUUUGGUUGAAUCCACACGGUUACGGCACGCGUAUCUACGAGUUAAUUCAGAGUAAAAUUACAGCUAGAAU
Molecule: messenger RNA, 1140 nt
Organism: Pseudo-nitzschia multistriata
Lineage: Eukaryota; Bacillariophyta; Bacillariophyceae; Bacillariales; Bacillariaceae
Source: the annotation of a GenBank genome assembly